Cynara cardunculus var. scolymus (artichoke) is the source of this 1441-nucleotide messenger RNA. RefSeq names its product seipin-1. Gene Ontology annotation, cellular component: endoplasmic reticulum membrane. Lineage: Eukaryota; Viridiplantae; Streptophyta; Magnoliopsida; Asterales; Asteraceae. The transcript has 2 exons. The coding region runs from base 19 to 1236 and encodes 405 amino acids. The record is from RefSeq and is a predicted model, not a curated record. Gene Ontology annotation, biological process: lipid storage; lipid droplet organization.
GUCACCUGAACUACCACCAUGAAUUCUCCGGAGCACCACCGUGACCACCACCCAAAACCCUGGUUCAUCAAACUCUUAUCCCUACAAUCAGACAUCAUCUCCGACUGUCUACUUUCUCUCACAUCCCCUUUCUUCUCCAUCACCUCCUUCACCUCCGCCUCCCACCACAGUGCCGGAGAACCCAAAGAACCCAUCGACACCACCAUCUCCGCCGACCCAUCGACGGUGGUGCAUGGUAGCACCAUCCUUCUGAGAAAAGCGGUGUUGGGUUUUGUUGGUGCUGCUUAUGUGUGCUUGAUUUUGUUGAUGGUGAUGGUGGUGGCCGUGAUUGUCGGGGUGAGUUUGGUUCAUAUGUGGGUGGAAGAACCAGUUUAUCUUCAAGAAAACUUGUAUUUUGAUUACACAAAUGAUCAUCCUUUUGCAAUCUUGAGUUCUGGGUUUCGAGAACCCGAUAAACCACGGAAGAUGGUACCGGUUGGCCAUACUUGUAACAUACGAUUGGUUUUCGUGAUGCCGGAAUCCGAUUAUAAUCGGGAGAUCGGAAACUUUCAGGUAAUUGCAGAGGCCUUGUCGAUAGACGGGAAUGUCAUAACGAGGGCAAGUCGUCCAUGCAUGCUACGAUUCUGUAGCCGACCUAUCCGACUCAUGCGAACGUUUCUCAUGAGCGUCCCGUUAUUAUUGGGGAUCACAAGCGAAAUCCAGACGACAGACGUACCACUCCUGAAGUAUAAGGAACGAUACGUCCCCCGUACAGAGUCCAUCAAGAUCUCUUUAGUUCCGAGGGCAGGGACUCCGUUCCUUCCACAAAUAUACGAAGCAAGAAUAAUCUUUAGCUCCCAGUUACCAUGGCUGAAAGAAUUGGUUCGUAGAUGGAAAUGGACGUUCUACGUGUGGACAUCGAUAUAUGUAUACAUUAUGCUUCUUGUAGUUCUUGUUUGUUUCUUCAGAUCAAUCAUGUUCCCGACCAUGCAACCGAUCCACGACUACCAGAACGUGGACGAUCAAGAGGUUUUGCCCGAAGAACCGCCACAGGGUAUCCCUGCAAGAGAUAGGCCGACUUCAGAUACCCUCAAACGAUGGAGGCAGAGUAGAAGCAAACGAAAGGCGAUGCUUUUGGGCGGAGGGCUCCCGGAGGCUACUACAGGGUCGGAUGCAACGAGCAUGAGUGUUACAAGAGACGAAGACGCGAGUGUGGCUACUGAAGAGGUCGGGGACUCGGAAUCAGUUUGUCAAUGAGGGUACGUUGGAUGGUGACGGUUAAGGCACGAGGGCAAAUUCGUCUUUUUGAAUAGCAAUGGAUAACAUGUACAUAUUCGUACUAUUGUGAUUUCUUUCGUAUCGCGUAUCAUUUUGUAUUAUGUUGUUUUAUUUUGGACCUUGGCAUGCCCCUUGUCUUGUAUAGUAAGUAGUUUUAAAUAAGUAAUUAAAGAAAACUAUUUAU